Coniophora puteana RWD-64-598 SS2 is the source of this 1176-nucleotide messenger RNA. RefSeq lists its product as uncharacterized. The transcript has 5 exons. Gene Ontology annotation, biological process: positive regulation of DNA-templated transcription; regulation of transcription elongation by RNA polymerase II. Gene Ontology annotation, molecular function: transcription elongation factor activity. Gene Ontology annotation, cellular component: super elongation complex. Bases 1 to 1176 code for a protein of 391 amino acids. Lineage: Eukaryota; Fungi; Basidiomycota; Agaricomycetes; Boletales; Coniophoraceae. The record is from RefSeq and is a predicted model, not a curated record.
AUGGCCGACGCACGAUGGAUGCCUGCGACAGGUCGCAGACAGGUAGACAUAGGCCCUUCCCUUAGGACCGCUCUCAAGGCUCGGAAAACCGGAAACGCUCCUCCAAGGCAAAGCAAGAUACCCAACCGUGACUUCUUUGCAUUCCGCUAUAAUUUUAAGCCUGAGUCUGUAGACUCGGAUAAGCCUGGGUCCAUUGAUAUUAAACGCAGCUCUGAGUGCACGAACGUCGUUAUUGAGAGGGCUAGCACCAAGGAAAAUGAGCGACAUAUUUUCAAGGGAACCGAGCUGGAGGCAAAGGAGGUCGAGUGCGUGCUUAUUUAUGAUGAGGACUCUGGGGUCUUCACGCUGGAGAAACUCAACUCGUACGUGAACCUUAACCACGAAAGAGGAGCGGGUUCUGUCUCUCAUAUUCAUAUUGCUAAUCACUCCGCCUCCCCCUUAAACUCAGGUCAGAACACAGCCAAUGCAUCCGAUGACGAAGUUCUAGAUGGUGUACUUGAUAGUGCAGAUCGCAACCCAGCUAUUGCAUUGCGCGAAGAGGAAGAGGAAGAGGAAGAGAAGCCCGUACCGCUCGCCCCUCCCGAGCCAAAGCCCCCUGGCCGACGGCCGCAGCCAUCCCUGCCGAAACCGAAGUCAAACUCUCCAAAGGGAUUGCUCAAGCAAGCUGCGAAGCCUCCGCCCAAGCCCACCCCCAAGCUCAAAACCAAGAAAGAGCCCGAAUCCGUCGCUCAAGCUGCCGAGGCAUACGACAGCGAGCACCUCGAAUUUGGCGUACCUUCGCGUCCCCUGAAGAAGCGCAAAGUGUCAAUACCGUCUGCGCCCGCUCCCCCGCUGGCGCCUGUGCAUGUGUCCCAAACAACGUCGCAACCUGACUCAGAGUCUGAUGAAGAGUGGGAAGAUGUGACUGCCGCAGCCCCCGCCGAAAACCCUGAGGCAAAUGAAGAAGCAGAAGAGGAAGAAAUGGAAGAGCUGGACCUUGAUGCGUUCAAUCAGGAGAUGGAGAUGCAGCUUGAAGGUGAGGAGGCAGAAGAAGAAGCCAUAUUUACCCCUGCGCUUUCGCCGGAGCCUACGCCGCCCGAUAACGCUCGCAAGCCCAUAUCGCUGAACCAAUUCGCUGGCGGACUCAGCCCCGAUGAAGACGAGACUUCCUCGAGCGAGGACAGCGACGAGGAUUAG